Messenger RNA from Drosophila simulans, 1937 nucleotides. It is a transcript of the gene Pp1-13C, whose product is annotated as serine/threonine-protein phosphatase alpha-3 isoform. Gene Ontology annotation, molecular function: protein serine/threonine phosphatase activity. The transcript has 3 exons. Bases 676 to 1584 code for a protein of 302 amino acids. NCBI's taxonomy places the organism in Eukaryota, Metazoa, Arthropoda, Insecta, Diptera, Drosophilidae. The record is from RefSeq and is a predicted model, not a curated record. Gene Ontology annotation, cellular component: nucleus; cytoplasm.
UGUAGUCACUGACUUGUCUGUCGUCGAUUUUUCACUCGUUUAGUCUUUGAAAAAGUAUAAGUCACCGUUCCCGAAUCAAAAUUUGUUUUAAAAUUUUUAAGAAGCCCCACAAGCGUGAAUGUAGCGUAUUUAAGUGCGGUUCAGUGAAAAGUGCAAAGCACACGUGUAUCACACCUCAAUGGUCAUUACCUUCCGGAAAAGCGAGAUCGGGACAAACGCAAUCCAAAGACGACUGCUAGUGCAGCACGCUGAACCAUUGGCAGCAGGAGGGCUAAUGUCCAGAUUCUAGAAUUCAAAUUGCAACAGCUGGACUUUGCACACCACUAGGAGGAACUUAGAGAAGUCAAAGCGAGAAUUUUUUCCUACAUUUUCAUCAGGCGUGUUUUGUGAAAGGAUCAAUAGAAAAAACACUGAACGUUAAACAAUUCACCGACAUAUAUAGAGGGGAAACAGUUAAUUCCAUUCGGUUAUAUUCUGGUGAGAAGUGAGCGCAACGCAGCUGCACCCAAGAAGCGAAUUAGUGACCCAAGUAGCCCAGCGCCGCCGAGGAUCCAGUUCCAUUCUCCAGCCAGCCGCCAUCUCAGGGUGAGUCCCUGACAAGCAGCCCCAACGGCGUCCCAGACGAUUGUCCUAUCCAGCCCGGACAACGCAGCCGCGGCCCCCAAAACCGAGGCCAUGGCGGAGGUUCUCAAUCUGGAGAGCAUAAUUGCCCGUCUAUUGGAGGUGCGUGGCGCCCGGCCCGGCAAGAAUGUGCAGCUGUCGGAGGGCGAGAUACGAGGAUUGUGCCUCAAGUCACGAGAGAUACUGCUGGCGCAGCCCAUACUGUUGGAGCUGGAGGCGCCGCUCAAGAUUUGCGGCGAUAUCCAUGGCCAGUACUAUGAUCUGUUGCGUCUGUUCGAGUACGGCGGCUAUCCGCCGGAGGCUAACUAUCUCUUCUUGGGCGACUACGUGGACAGGGGCAAGCAGUCGCUGGAGACCAUCUGCCUGCUGUUGGCGUACAAGAUCAAAUAUUCGGAGAACUUCUUUUUGCUGCGCGGCAAUCACGAGUGCGCCAGCAUUAAUAGAAUCUAUGGAUUCUACGACGAGUGCAAGCGACGAUAUACCAUCAAGUUGUGGAAGACAUUCACGGACUGCUUCAACUGUCUGCCGGUGGUGGCCAUUGUGGACGAGAAGAUCUUUUGCUGCCACGGCGGACUGAGUCCGGAUCUCACCUCGAUGGAGCAGAUCCGUCGUAUUAUGCGUCCCACCGAUGUGCCCGAUCAGGGACUGCUCUGUGACUUGCUGUGGUCCGAUCCGGACAAGGACACCAUUGGAUGGGGCGAGAACGACCGUGGCGUUAGCUUCACCUUUGGCGCCGAGGUGGUGGUCAAGUUUCUCCAGAAGCACGAUCUGGAUCUGAUCUGUCGUGCCCAUCAGGUCGUCGAGGAUGGUUACGAGUUCUUCGCCAAGCGCCAAUUGGUCACCCUCUUUUCCGCUCCCAACUAUUGCGGUGAAUUUGACAAUGCUGGUGCCAUGAUGUCCGUGGACAAUACACUUAUGUGCUCCUUCCAAAUCCUGAAGCCCGUCGAGAAGCGCAAGAAGUAGAGGACAGCGAGAUCUGUUAACGCUUCCAGAUUUAUUAUUUUACACAAUAACACUGGCACGCAACUCAUUCAAAAUAUCCUACACGAAAUCGUUUCGAAAUCAUCAUAUCCACAGUCAUCCCUAAUCAACCGGAUCGUAGAAAUAGCCCAACCUCGACAUAUACCUCCAUGGAUCCUAAGGUUCAGGGGUAUGCACUACCCACUUCUUGCAUAUGUGUAAUAUUAAACCAAUGUUAUCAAAUGGAGUUUUUCCAGUGAACUCACAGAGAUUUGAACGCAGAGCUUAUACUUAGCUAAUGCAAAAUAUUGCCAUAUGUUACUUUUACAAAAAUAAACGUCCAAUUAAAUUCUCAA